GCUUUCGUUGAGUCGUCCAGGAGAUUUUCUUGCGAAUUUUAUUCUCUUUUACAAAUCCGACUUUUUCACAUCCAUCGCCAUGUCCAACGAGUUCUUUUACGGCGCCACCCUCAAGGGAGAUGCUCCAUCACAGACAUGGGACCCAUACCCAAAGAAUGAGGAGAAUACGGAGAUUCUCAUGCCACAUAAGUUGAUUAUUAAGCAGAUUCUCCUGGGCUAUGAGGCCAAGGAAGGUGAAUACAAUGUUAUUGAGGUGACAAGCCCCACGAGCCAGGAAGAUGUGAAAAUCCCCAUUGCCGUGCUCAAGGUUGGCGAGACACGAUCAGUCAGCAUGGAGAUGGAAUUCCCGGACGCUCCCAUCACAUUCAAGCUCAUCCAGGGCUCCGGCCCCGUGCACAUCCAUGGCCACCAUUUGAUCCGCGAGGCCAGUGAGGCAGACAUUAUGAGUGAGAUGGGUCAGGGGGAGGAAGACGAGGACGGCAUGGAGGAGUACGCCGAAGAAGAGGAGGAAGUCCCGAAUCCCGCAAAGAAGGCCAAAUUGGCAAAUAAUUCCAAGGAUGGCGGCACAAACAACAAGGCAGCCCCCAAGAGCAAGAAGUAAAGAAUACGGAGGGGACCCCAUGGGGCUGCGAUGAAAUGUAUUUUACAGUUUAUUAAGAAAUUUAUUCCUAACAAAAACAAAAAUGAAAAAAUAAAAAUAAUUCGAUUCAUUGAAAAA
Messenger RNA from Lutzomyia longipalpis, 718 nucleotides. RefSeq names its product nucleoplasmin-like protein. Lineage: Eukaryota; Metazoa; Arthropoda; Insecta; Diptera; Psychodidae. Gene Ontology annotation, molecular function: chromatin binding; RNA binding; histone binding. Gene Ontology annotation, biological process: chromatin remodeling. Gene Ontology annotation, cellular component: cytoplasm; nucleolus; nucleoplasm. The transcript has 3 exons. The coding region runs from base 80 to 601 and encodes 173 amino acids. The record is from RefSeq and is a predicted model, not a curated record.